Molecule: messenger RNA, 873 nt
Organism: Raphanus sativus (radish)
Lineage: Eukaryota; Viridiplantae; Streptophyta; Magnoliopsida; Brassicales; Brassicaceae
Product: DUF724 domain-containing protein 7-like
Exons: 4
Coding region: 1-858 (285 amino acids)
Source: RefSeq, a predicted model, not a curated record
AUGAAACCGAAAGACGAUGAUAGCGAGGAGGAAGAAGAGGGACCACGAGAUCAGAGUUUUAAGGCGGCUCGACUAAUCGAACCAGAGAAGGAGUCUUGGGAAGGAGAAUCUGGGCACUGUGAUGCAAGGGUUCAACAAUACUUGCAGGACCUCAAACUAGGCACCAUUUACAGACUCAAACUAGGACCGGUUCUGUUUUUGUUUCUCUUUAAAGUUUUGGGUAGUGGAUGUUACUUGGUGUACCUUGGAUUCGAACCUGAUGUCAUCGAGGUUGAACGUAAGGACUUGCGUCCACAUAUGGUUUGGAAAGAUGAAGAGUGGUUUCGGUGCCAAAAACGAGUAUUAGUUGACUUGGAGUUUAGCACUGGAACGAAUGUAGAAGUCAAAACAAAGGUUGAGCCUUUUGGUAAUAUUUGGGUUCCGGCUAUAACCAUAAAGGAGAAUGAAGACAGGAAAUUACUGGUGAAGUACAAGAGUUUGAACGGUGGAGAAGAUGAAUACACCAAGACUAGCGUUCCUUACUCUGAGAUCCGGCCUUCACCACCGCCUUUUGGUUCAAGAACUUUUGGGUUGAUGGAGAAUGUGGAUGCCCUGCUCGAGUGUGGAUGGUGUCCAAGUGUAGUAAGCAUGGUUCUCUGUGGGGACAGAUACGGUGUCCUGUUGGGACCAUGCAAGCAGAGUAAGGACUUUGAGCACUUGCAGUUAAGACCAUCCGUGAAGUGGAAAGAUGGAACUUGGAAAACAAAACAAAAAAAAGUAAGUUGUUACUUAUGUAGAGAUUUAGGAAGUAAAAUGGCUAAUGCUGUGAUGAAUGGGAACAACACAAGGAAACCGGAAAUAGCAGAAAGUAAGUGUUAAAAAAGCAGAAAGUAA